This is a messenger RNA of Xenopus laevis (African clawed frog), 2925 nucleotides long. RefSeq names its product transducin (beta)-like 3 L homeolog (gene tbl3.L). Lineage: Eukaryota; Metazoa; Chordata; Amphibia; Anura; Pipidae. The record is from RefSeq and is marked provisional. Gene Ontology annotation, cellular component: nucleolus; 90S preribosome; small-subunit processome. Gene Ontology annotation, molecular function: U3 snoRNA binding. Gene Ontology annotation, biological process: endonucleolytic cleavage in 5'-ETS of tricistronic rRNA transcript (SSU-rRNA, 5.8S rRNA, LSU-rRNA); endonucleolytic cleavage to generate mature 5'-end of SSU-rRNA from (SSU-rRNA, 5.8S rRNA, LSU-rRNA); rRNA processing.
AGACGAACAUGGCGGCUCCCUUAAUAAAGUUCAAGACCAACUAUGCCGUGACAAGGAAAAUCGAAGCUUUCUACAAAGGAGGAAAAGUUCAGAUAAGCAGCGAUGGGACGUAUAUUCUUUGUACAUGCGGGAAUAAGCUCAAUAUACUGGAUAUCGCCACCGGGGCUGUCGCUUACACCAUCGAGCAGGAUGACCAGGAAGAUAUAACCUCAUUUGCGCUCAGCCCCGAUGAUGAGAUUUUGGUGACGGCCAGUCGGGCAUUGUUGCUAAAGCAGUGGGACUGGAGGCAGGGACAAUGCUCUCGCACCUGGAAAGCCAUUCACACCGCUCCGGUCUCCACAAUGACCUUCGACCCCACUUCCACAUUAUUGGCCACAGGAGGCUGCGACAGCACCAUAAAGAUCUGGGAUGUCAUCAAGCAGUACUGUACCCACAACCUGAAGGGUUCCUCGGGGGUCGUCCACUUGGUGCAGUUUCAUCCCGAUAUGUCACGACUGCAGCUUUUCUCAUCCUCCAUGGACUACAAGAUUCGCCUUUGGGACCUGAAAAGCAGCAAGUGCCUCUGCAUACUGGAGACCCACUUCAGCGCCGUGACCUCUCUUUGCUUUUCCACUGAUGGAAACACAAUGAUCAGCUCUGGACGGGAUAAAAUUUGCACCGUGUGGGAUCUGAAGACCAACAGCCCAAAGAGGACCGUGCCUGUGUAUGAGAGUGUAGAGGCUGUGGUCCUUCUCCCAGAUUCUCCUGAUGUGAUUGGUCGAGAAAAUGCCUCCCAGUCUCUGCUGUUCCUCACCGCUGGCAGUAAAGGCAUACUGCGAGUGUGGGACGCUGCUACUGCCGUCUGUGUCUAUGGCCAGACUCUGCCUCACAUCACCGAGGGCAACUCCACAGAGGAGGAGGCUAAUGAGCACAGCCUGACCCACUGCCUGCUCAUCCCUGAUCUGAGCCAGGUGGCCACAGUCACUGCCGAACACAACAUCCUCAUGUACGAUCUUCAGAACCUCCAGCUGAAGAAGCAGUUCGCCGGAUAUAACGAUGAGGUUCUAGAUGUGAAGUUCCUGGGUCCUUCCGACUCUCAUAUUGUGGUGGCCACCAACAGCCCCCAACUGAAAGUGUUUGAUUUGGAAACCUCAAAUUGCCAGAUACUCUACGGGCAUACAGAGACUGUCCUUGCCUUGGAUGUUUUUAAGAAAGGCCUUCUCUUCGCCAGUUGUGCUAAGGACAGGACCAUAAGAGUUUGGCGAAUGAAAAAAGCCUCAGGGAAGGUCUCAUGCGUUGCACAGGGCAGCGGUCAUACCAACGGAGUGGGAACAAUCUCAUGUUCAAGAAUGAAGGAGACUUUUCUAGUAAGUGGCAGCCAAGACUACACCAUUAAACUCUGGAAGCUCCCAGAAUCCCUAGUUAACAAACAGGGCAAAGGCAGUGCAGGAGAUCUGGAGAGAUUGCAGGCCUGCGCCACUGAGAAGGCACAUGAUAAGGAUAUAAACAGCGUCACUGUCUCACCCAAUGACAAGCUGAUCGCUUCCGGAUCUCAGGACAAGACAGCCAAACUGUGGUCGGCCACGGACCUCUCUCUCCUGGGAGUCUUUCGGGGCCACAAGAGGGGCAUUUGGUGCGUGCAGUUCUCAAGCGUCGACCAAGUCCUGGCCACCACAUCUGCUGAUGGGACACUGAAAUUGUGGGGAUUGCAGGACUUCAGUUGCCUGAAGACGUUUGAGGGUCACGAUGCUUCAGUUCUGAAGGUGUCGUUUGUUAGUCGUGGGGCUCAGCUUCUCACAAGUGGCUCCGACGGCCUGCUGAAACUCUGGACCAUAAAAUCCAAUGAGUGUGUGAAGACACUGGACACCCACGAAGACAAAGUCUGGGGUCUUCACUGCAACAGGGAGGAUGAUGCUCUGGUCACUGGAUCUGCUGACUCUACCAUUAUCCUAUGGAAGGAUGUCACAGAGACGGAGCUGGCUGAAGAGCAGGCAAAGGAAGAGGAGGGCAUCCUAAAGCAACAAGAGCUGUCAAAUUUGCUGCAUGAGAAGCGAUUCCUGAAAGCGCUGGGACUGGCCAUCUCAUUAGAUCAACCUUACACUGUGCUCACCGUCAUCAAAGCGAUCCUCCAGGAACCACAAGGCAUCGAUGACUUGGAAAAACACAUUGUGAGGUUGCGCCCGGAUCAGAAAGAGUCCAUACUGCGCUACUGCUGUGUCUGGAACACAAACUCACGCAACUGCCACGAGUCACAGUCCGUGCUGAACAUCCUUCUUACCCACGAGCCCCCAGAGAGCCUCCUGCAGUUCACUGGGAUCCGAGGGUCCCUGGAAGCCCUCAUACCUUACACAGAGAGGCACAUGCAGCGGAUGGGCAGGCUGCUCCAGGCGUCCAUGUUUGUUGACUUUAUGUGGCAGCAAAUGCGACUGACGGAUUUGCCAGCAGAAGACAAGGCACCUGAGUCUAUUGCUACAAAGUCUGCUCCUGUUGCUGGGAAGCACAAAAUCUCCUCCGUUCAGGGCUGAGCCCCCUUGGAUCCCCCAACACACUGUAUAAAAUAUAACCGUCGCCCCCUACAUUACCAACAUCAGAAGGAACACUCAGCCGCUGGGUCACAUGCCAGAGGACUAGGAUCCUGGGCAGCCUGUUGAGACGUUCUGGGUUGGUUCCCGUAUGUACAGCCUGCAGCUAACCUGUUGGAGAUCACAGUGUGAGGACUGUCAGUAGAAAGAUGUAUAUGGUUAUUCCUGCAGUUGCCAUGGAGACAACCAAGCCCUGCAUUAUGGAACGAGCCUCUGGCUACUCGUAUAAAGUGAGGACUCCAUAAACUGCGAUUGCCUUUCUCCAGACUGUACCACCCUGCCUUGCCUUCAGCUUACCUGUGCAAUAUGAGUGGUACAUCUAUUAUUUUUUUUUAGGGAUUUAAUAAAAUGUUCCCUAAUUUAA